CUCUUCCUAUUUCACCACUUUUCUAAUAUCACCCUCAGGUUAUCUCUUUCCCAUAUUCACGGACAAUCUGCGAUGUUUUUCGUACCGCUCGGCGUAAAAUAGACGCCAUUUCCAAAUCUUCCAUCUGAAACCGAACUUUCGCACCGUUUCCCUGCUCCAGACGAUCCACAAUCUACUUUCGUACCGGGAUUCCACGUUACAACUCGGAGGAGGCGACCAAGUAGUCCGCUAGUCCGGCGCAAAACGCGCUCGUCAAGGCAUUUUUUCUGACGAACUACCGUCUCUUCUGAAUACCUGUCGAGCACUGCGCAUACGCUCCUCACAAUGUCGUUCGCAGCAGCACCAGUCGACCCGCCGAAGCUGCGGGACGACAGCAAAAAGCGGGUGGCAUAUUUCUACGAUUCCGACGUCGGCAACUAUGCGUACGUCUCAGGACAUCCAAUGAAGCCUCACAGAAUACGACUUGCCCACUCUUUAGUUAUGAACUAUGGGCUCUACAAGAAAAUGGAGAUCUAUCGCGCGAAGCCGGCGUCCAAGUACGAGAUGACACAGUUCCACACCGACGAGUACAUCGACUUCCUUGCCAAGGUCACUCCAGACAACAUGGACUCGUACCCCAAAGAACAACAAAAAUACAACGUGGGAGAUGAUUGUCCCGUCUUUGACGGCCUCUUCGAAUUCUGCGGAAUUAGUGCGGGUGGCAGCAUGGAAGGCGCUGCAAGACUGAACCGACAAAAAGCGGACAUUGCUAUCAACUGGGCGGGCGGUCUGCAUCACGCAAAGAAGAGCGAAGCCAGUGGUUUCUGCUACGUCAAUGAUAUCGUCUUGGGCAUUCUCGAGCUCUUGAGAUUCCACAAGCGGGUUCUCUACGUCGACAUUGAUGUCCACCAUGGUGACGGUGUCGAGGAAGCUUUCUACACUACCGACCGAGUCAUGACCGUCUCCUUUCACAAAUACGGCGAAUAUUUCCCCGGCACCGGCGAGCUUAGAGAUAUCGGCGUGGGAUCAGGGAAGUAUUAUGCUGUCAAUUUUCCCUUGCGGGACGGAAUCGACGACAAUUCGUACAAGGGAAUUUUCGAGCCGGUCAUUCGCGCAACUAUGGAAUACUAUCAGCCUUCAGCUGUUGUGUUACAGUGUGGUGGUGACUCACUAUCCGGCGAUCGUCUCGGCUGUUUCAACCUCAGUAUGAGAGGCCACGCAAACUGCGUUCAGUUUGUCAAAUCCUUCAAUCUGCCCACACUCAUCGUUGGAGGUGGAGGCUACACAAUGCGCAAUGUUUCCAGGACGUGGGCAUUUGAGACGGGUUGCUUGGUUGGCGAAAACAUGCAGGCCAAUCUCCCCUACAACGACUAUUACGAGUACUAUGCACCUGAUUACGAGCUUGACGUACGACCCUCCAACAUGGAAAACGCCAAUUCAAGGGAAUAUCUCGAGAAGAUCCUCUCACAAGUGGUUGAGAAUAUGAAACGGACUGCCCAUGCACCGUCAGUACAAAUGACAGAUGUGCCAAGAGAGUCCUUGGGCAUGAAUGAUGAGGACGAAGCAGCACUUGACGAUAUGGAUGAGGAUGAAAACCCAGACAAACGGAUAACUCAACGCAAGGCAGACAAAUACGUGGAAAAGAACGGCGAAUUGUCCGAUAGCGAGGACGAGGAUAUGACUGGCAUGAAUGGGCAAACAUCCCGCCGAAAACUGCGCGCCGCUCAGAACUAUCGCCAUAUCAUGGAUGUAGGAGGCAAUGACUCGGGAGUCGAAACGGGAAGUGCCUUGGGCACCCCCGCGCAGGGCUCCAGUAUACCCGAUGCGGAUGAUGCUGACGAGAUGAACGUCGAUGAGGUGGAGGACAAAGCUGAGCCAAGUGCAGCGAACGCGAACACUGCUGCCCCUGAAAUUAACGGUUCUGCACCGAAUGGUACUGCAGCAGUAUCUGGACCGCCUUCUCCUCGUCCAGCAUCUGCUUCUGCCCCUGCUGGCGACGGAGACGGAGAUGUCGAGAUGGGAGAAGCAGAUGCCGAUGGGGACGCUGUCAUUGCAGAUGCAAAUGCAGCUGUGGAUGCGGAUGUGACUCAGGAGACGACUGCCAAUGCAAAUGCAAAUGCCGUCGCCCCUGAUUCCUUGCCGCCGGCCGUCGAGGAAGAAUCCACCAUCACGGUCCAACAACAACAGACGCCACCGGAAUCGCCACCGACGCCGCAACAAGAAGAAGAACCUAGUGCUGCACCUGAUACUAGUAACGCCGCAACCGAGGCAGCUAGCGAAGCUCCUGCGCCGCCUCCUGCCGUUCCCGCCGAAGCAGAGCAAGAGCCGAGCACUGAAACUGCUACUGUUUCUGUGCCGGUUCCCGAGGUGGCACCAACAGCGACGACCGAGCCAGAAGCCACCGGAGCAACGGCAGAAGAAGCCGCAAUCAAGGAAGAGGUUACUGUUGGCGACGAGGUUGCACAAGCGCAGGAAGAAGGGCGGAUGGAGAGGGAGGCAGUGAAUGCCGAAGGAGAAGCCCGCACGGAGGCCGCACAGAAGGUUGAGGAGGAGUCAUAGCAAUUAAUGAAUCGCUGAGUUCGAGCUGGAGCGGAGCCGGGGUGCGAGCUGCGGAAAAAAGAUAUGUAUUUGUUACGCUAGCUAGGCGCAGGGUACUCAUGGGCUUGGGGGUGAUGAAGACCGUCCGGGCUUGACAGGCGAAAUGGGAGGCAUAUGAUGAUUGUUUUUUCGACCCAAUAUAUCUUGUUUUUAAAGAAGUGCUUCUUUGUUUUCACGGGACCCUUUUGCUCUUUUGCAGUUUGAUAAAAUACCCAGUUACUUAAGGUGAUUACAUACUAGCGAGUUGAAGGUAGUGCUUCUCGCCCAGUCUGGGCCAACGGAUAAUGCAGGGGAGUACCGCUACCACUGCUGCUACCACCGCCCUGGAU
Molecule: messenger RNA, 2906 nt
Organism: Exophiala dermatitidis NIH/UT8656
Lineage: Eukaryota; Fungi; Ascomycota; Eurotiomycetes; Chaetothyriales; Herpotrichiellaceae
Product: histone deacetylase 1/2
Exons: 2
Coding region: 325-2538 (737 amino acids)
Molecular function (GO): histone deacetylase activity
Source: RefSeq, a predicted model, not a curated record